Molecule: messenger RNA, 609 nt
Organism: Zea mays
Lineage: Eukaryota; Viridiplantae; Streptophyta; Magnoliopsida; Poales; Poaceae
Exons: 1
Coding region: 117-392 (91 amino acids)
Source: RefSeq, marked predicted
UAUAGUCGAACUCUAUAGAUACAUCGCCUUGACGCUCCAUCCUUGCACAAACGCAACUACGAGAGAGAAGGACAAGGAAAAAAACAGGGGACAAGAUCGAGUGAGAAAGAGGAGAUAUGGCGUCCAUAAUAACAGGAGAUUUCGCGGAGGCCUACGUACGGAAGAACGCCUGCGAAGAGGAGACGAGGAAGGCAGAAGCAAGCACCGCCGGCGGGGUGGCGGCGGCGGCGACACCAGGAGACAAGAAGGCCGACGCUAGUGCAUCAUCCGAGAAGAAAGUGGCCAAAGAGGCUGCAGCUGGUAGCAACAAGGGAGAAGGAGGCAGUCUCUUCGGGCUGCUGAAGAAGAAGGUUCACCCCAAAGUCGGUGGAAGUUCAGGAGCUUAUUCUUGACCUCCUGUAUGCAUCUGCGCGUGGCUACAAGCAUGCUGCAUGCAUGCAAGAAAUUUCAGAAUUUUACCCGUGUCCAUCUUGAAGUGGUUUCAGUUCAGAUUUUUGGCCUUUUUCGUUACUUUCCCUUUCAUCCUCCUUGAAUAAGAUGUACCUGUUUGUUUGAUAAAGAGGUGGAAGUAAAAUGUUUAGGGGAAAGGAAACGAAGCAGUUCUUUUCA